Oryctolagus cuniculus (rabbit) is the source of this 1832-nucleotide messenger RNA. It is a transcript of the gene PMP2, whose product is annotated as peripheral myelin protein 2. Gene Ontology annotation, cellular component: myelin sheath. Gene Ontology annotation, biological process: membrane organization. Lineage: Eukaryota; Metazoa; Chordata; Mammalia; Lagomorpha; Leporidae. Gene Ontology annotation, molecular function: lipid binding. The record is from RefSeq and is marked provisional.
CUGGAUCCCACCUAGAACUGUGCGGAGUUGCUUCUGUCCAUCACGAUGAGCAACAAAUUUCUAGGCACCUGGAAGCUUGUCUCCAGCGAAAAUUUUGAUGAUUACAUGAAAGCUCUGGGUGUGGGGUUAGCCACCAGAAAACUGGGAAAUUUGGCCAAACCCAAUGUGAUCAUCAGCAAGAAAGGGGAUAUCAUCACUAUACGAACUGAAAGUACCUUCAAAAAUACUGAGAUCUCCUUCAAGCUAGGCCAGGAAUUUGAAGAAACCACAGCUGACAAUAGGAAAACCAAGAGUAUCAUAACCCUGGAAAGAGGCGCAUUGAAUCAGGUACAGAAAUGGGAUGGCAAAGAGACAACCAUAAAGAGGAAGUUGGUGGAUGGGAAAAUGGUUGUGGAAUGUAAGAUGAAGGGCGUGGUCUGCACCAGAAUCUAUGAGAAGGUCUGAGUAAUUUGUUUCCUUGCUGAAGUGAUAUUUCAUCAUUUAAUGUUGGUAGUCAAUUGACAAGACCUGAGUAUACUGCAUUGUGCUCAUUUGUUUGGUUUUGCUUUUGUUUCAAAGGCUCAGAUAGGCAAAGGCCAAAAAUGAGGAUUAACCCAAAGUUCAGUAUUAUUUAAACAUUCUCCAUGUAUAUGCACGUCAUUACUGUAUUAAAGCAACUUAAAUAAUUGAUGAUGUCAUUUAAUUAACUGCCAAAUUAUAACCUAUGCUGUAUAUUAUAAAUGAUAAUAAAAAAGUAAUUGUAGACUGUUAAAAGGAAAUAAAAAUAUUGUUUGGAAUAACAAACUCAAAUAGAUUCAGGGACCAGGAAAGUUAAGAGGAAGGAGGAUCAGAAGUGAGGCAAUCUGCCUUAAGUUGAGGAGUUCUGCUGAAGGCAUUGUGGGAACAUGGUUAAGAACCUCUGGGUAUGCCUGCAUUCCAUAUCAGCAUAACUGAGUUUGAGUUCCCACUCUGCUUCCUGUGCUUGCUUUCUACUAAUGCAUAUCCUGGGAGGCAGCAGGUGUUGGCUCAAUACUUGGUCCCUGGAAAGCACACGGGAGUCCCAGAUUGAGUUCUGGACUCAUGGUUUUAGCCUGCCUCAGCCCCAGCUGUGGCAGGCAUUUGGAGAGUGAAUCAGUGGGUGGCUUUCUCUCUCUCUCUCUCUCUCUCUCUCUCUCUCUCUCUCUCCCUCUUUUCCCCUUACUGUCUCUCUCACCCUCCUCCCUCCCUUCCUUCUUUUCUUCCUUCCUUCAUUUCUUUUUCCUGUCUCUCUCUUUCCCUCUCCCACCCUCCCUCUCUCUCUAUUGCUUUUCCUUUCAAAUGAAUAAAAAUAAAUAAAUAGAGGAUUUCUAGUCUCAGCUGAAAGGGGCAGCCUCUACCCCAACUGAUUCUUUAAAUUGAGGGAUAAUGUAUAGAAGGUGAAAUGUAGAUAUUAAGGGUAGAGUUGAAUUGCUUGUGAUGAAUGCAUGCACCAUGUAACUCACAGCCAAUCAACAUACAAGACAUUUCCUUAAUCCUAGAAAGUUUUCUUAUGCCCUUGCCCAAUGUCCUGCCCAGGGCCACUCUCACUAAACCCAAGUAUAGUAGUGAUUUAGUUCCUCUCACUUCAGAUUAGUUUGUCUGUUCAUAUAUAAAUGGGACUAUACAUUGUUUUUCUUUCUUCUGUUUUCCUUUUUAAAUUCAAUAAAAUGUUUUUGAGUUUCAUCCACAUUGUGCCAUAUAGUGGUAGUACAUUCCAUUUUAUUGUAAAGUAGCAUUCCAUUGUAAGGAUAUAUCACAAAAUAUGUAUACAUUCUUCUGUUAAAACAAUUGAGUUGUUUUUAGUUUUGGCUACUAUGAAUAAAAUUGCUACCAAC